This is a messenger RNA of Candida dubliniensis CD36, 2499 nucleotides long. Its product is annotated as mRNA splicing protein. Gene Ontology annotation, molecular function: protein binding. The transcript has a single exon. Bases 1 to 2499 code for a protein of 832 amino acids. Gene Ontology annotation, biological process: generation of catalytic spliceosome for first transesterification step; mRNA splicing, via spliceosome. The record is from RefSeq and is a predicted model, not a curated record. Lineage: Eukaryota; Fungi; Ascomycota; Pichiomycetes; Serinales; Debaryomycetaceae. Gene Ontology annotation, cellular component: U2-type catalytic step 2 spliceosome; post-mRNA release spliceosomal complex; Prp19 complex.
AUGUCUACGGAUUUAGAUAAACUAAUAGUUGACGAAGAUAUAUCUUACGAAGAAUCAAUAUCUAAAGAUCCUACCAAUAUUUCAACUUGGAUAUCUUAUUAUAAUUUCAAAUCCAACUCCAUUUCAACCAGUCUAUAUAAUAAAUUAUUCAUUUUAUAUCGUAGUGUCAAAUCAAACCCUACAUCAAUUGAAUUAUGGCAAUUAUUAAUUGAUCUUGUGUUAUUGGAACAAUCACAAAUUCAAUCAAGUACUAUUAUUGAAGUAUUUGAAACUGCAUUGAUUAGUCUACUGACAAAUCAUGAAAUUUGGAUUCAAUUUUUUAAAUUCCUAUUAUCUACAACUACAAUUGAUGACAGUUGCGGAAUAAAUAAGGUGACAUAUAUAAGAAGAAUGUUUAACAAUUGUUUGCAGAGUUUACCACUAGUGGAUCAUAAAAUGAUUUGGCCAAUUUAUUUACAAUUUGCCGACACAAUAGGCGGCAUUACUGCGAUUAAGAUAUAUUUAAAGUAUAAACAAUAUUUACCUCAGUCGAUAUUACAGGGGAAAGAGGAUAUUAAUAAACAGAAAAAUUAUGGGAUGAAUUUACAAGAAAUAAUUGAUAAGUUACGAGAAUUUGGUGACGUUGAAAAUGUAAUGAAAUUAUAUUAUGAAAUUAUUAAUAAUCCUAAUAAUUAUAAACAAUUGCCGCAACCAAUUGUUUAUUAUUUGUUUCAAUAUAUUGAUUUAUUAAUUAGUUCACUGAAAUCAACAGACAACAAAUACUUUGAAGAUUUAUUGACGAAAUCCUUAUAUCAAUAUCCAGAUCAAUUAGGGAAACUCUAUAUCAAGGCAACUAAAUAUUUCAAAUCUCGUGGAGAUAUUGAAAAAACUCGAUAUUAUUAUAAUCAAGGGAUUAAAAAUUGUUGUACAGUUAAAGAUUUCACAAUGAUUUAUGAUUCAUAUUUACAAUUUGAAGAAAAUCAAGUGACAAAACUAACAGAAAAACUUGAUACAGAAUCAGAAUCAGAAAUACUAUCCUUAUAUUUAGAUGAUUUUGAAAAAUUAAUUAAUGAUCGGAAAAUUCUACUUAAUGAUAUGAAAUUACGACAAAACAUCAAUGAUUUAGAUACUUGGUUUGAACGAUUUGAAAUUAUUGAAACACAAGAUGAUUUAAAUUUAUUAAUUCAAACAUUAACUCAAGCAUUAAAAUCAAUUAAUCCAUUGAAAGUAACGACAACAACAACAACAGCAAAGAAUUUAAAAUUAAGUGGGAUAUGGUUAAAAUAUGUUGAUAUUUAUUCUAGUCGAGGAGAUUUCCAAACUGCUGAUUUGAUUUUUUCAAAAUCGGUAUUAUCACAAUAUAAUGAUCCUGAUGAAUUAGCAGAAUUAUAUAUUAAUUGGAGUGAAAUGAUUUUAGGGUGUGAUAAAUUCCCAGAGACAAAAGCCAUUGAAAUUCUUGAUGAUAUAUUAUAUCGAGAAUAUUCUGAUAUCAAUUAUACUGAUAAUACUAAACCGGUACAACAAAGAAUCAUUAAAUCAAUUAAAUUAUGGAAUUUUUAUAUUGAUUUAUUAGAAUCAUUUAUUGAAUCAGAUAAUCAAUUGAAUGAGAUUGGAAAAGUUAUUAAUGCUUAUCAACAUUUAAUAAAAUUAAAAAUUGCUACUCCAAAAAUAAUGAUUAAUUUUGCUCAAUUUUUAGAAUCGUGGAAUCAAUAUGAACAAUGUUUUAAUGUAUUACAUCAAGCAUUAAAAAUAUUCCAAAAUGAUAAUCAAAUUAAAUUUGAAAUUUGGAAUGUUUAUCUUGUUAAAGCCAUUAAACAUAUUCAAUUAACAGAAAGAAUUCGUGAUUUAUUUGAACAAAGCAUUAAUGAAAUUCCAGCUUAUUUAAUAAAACCAAUAUUAUUAUUAUAUUAUCAAUAUGAAUUAGAUCAAGGAUAUACUUAUAAUGCCAUUAAAAUAUUAAUUAAAUCAUUAACAGAAAAGUUUUCACCUGCUCAAAGGAAUCAUAAAUUGAUGAUUCCACAACAAAGGAAAGAAAUUAAUUUACUGAAAUUUGAAAUUUAUAAAUUGAUACUAAUUAAAUUAGAAGAAUUACAAGAUAUUGAACAAUUUAAUAAAAUUGCCACUAUGGCCAUGAAUGAUGAAUAUUUAUCAACUUAUCAAUUAUUUGAUUUAGGUAGUAGAUUUAUUAAAUUUGAAAUAUCAACCGUUGUCACCACCACCACCAAUAAAAAUACUAAAAACAAACAAUUGGAGAGAAUAAGAGAAUUAUUUAAAUUUAUAUGUCAAUCAACUUUAUUAGAUGAAAGUUGGAAAAUGUGGGAAUUAUUUGAAAUGGAACAUGGUGAUGAAUUAAGUUUUAAAGAUAUGUUAAGAUUUAAACGAACAGUAAUUAAUUCAAUUGUUAAUGAUAAAGUCAUUAAAGAAUCAAUUAAUCCAAUGGGGUUCUUGCGAGCUACUUCCAUCGAAACAGAGUCUGAUGAUAAAAUUACCAAUCCAGAUAUAAUUGAUAUAGAUAUGUAA